AUGGCCAAAGCUGCAAAGAAAGGAUCACCUGCCAAGAAGGAUUCCAAGACCAAGAAGAGCAGUAAAACCAAGGACCCGAAUGCUCCGAAACGUGCCAUGUCAGCGUUCUUCUUCUGGAUGGCUGACAACCGUGAAAGAAUAAAGAAGCCGGGUAUGGGCGUUGCUGAUGUCGCGAAAGCUGCUGGUGUUGAAUGGGGCAAAGUCACUGAUAAAUCGAAAUGGGAAAAGAAAGCUGCCGAGGAUAAGAAACGCUACGAGUCAGAGAUGGCUGCGUACAAGGCUAGCGAGUAA
Messenger RNA from Cooperia oncophora, 291 nucleotides. Lineage: Eukaryota; Metazoa; Nematoda; Chromadorea; Rhabditida; Trichostrongylidae. The record is from the annotation of a GenBank genome assembly.